UUUACGUGAAUAGAAAGCAUGGGAAGUCGCACAAGCACCUUUUAAGAACUUGUUUAUGAUGGGCUUUAUGAUGUGGAUGUCAGGAAGCACGGUUCAUCUCUUUAGCAUUGGCAUCACAUUUUCAGCUCUUUGGCAACCCAUAAAUGCUCUUCGAGGGGUUGGGAAAGUUUUUGAGCCUUACAAGGACAAUAGAGUGGAUCUCCUAGCGCCUAAAUUAGUGUUUAUCGCUCUUAAUUUGGUUGGCUUAGGACUGGGCAUCUGGAAGCUUAAUACUUUGGGCCUUCUUCCAACUCACGUAUCGGAUUGGGUUUCAUCCUUGCCUCCUGUUCAGGAGGUUGAA
Molecule: messenger RNA, 340 nt
Organism: Olea europaea var. sylvestris
Lineage: Eukaryota; Viridiplantae; Streptophyta; Magnoliopsida; Lamiales; Oleaceae
Product: ER membrane protein complex subunit 4-like
Exons: 4
Biological process (GO): protein folding in endoplasmic reticulum
Cellular component (GO): EMC complex
Source: RefSeq, a predicted model, not a curated record